AUGAAGGGCGAGAUUCUUCACCUCCACCUCGGCCAGGCUGGUACCCAGCUCGGCAACAGCGCCUGGGAGCUGUACUUGCUCGAGCAUGGUCUCGGACGCGAUGGUCGCCCGGACCCCAACGUGAAGGACGUGGUCGAGGGUGGCUCCUACGAGACCUUCUUCACCGAGACCAGCGGCGGCAAGUACGUGCCCCGCUCCAUCUUCGUCGACCUCGACCCGUCGCCCAUUGACGAGAUCCGCACCGGUGACUACCGCCAGCUCUUCCACCCCGAGCUGCUGAUCAGCGGCAAGGAGGAUGCCGCCAACAACUAUGCCCGUGGCCACUACACCAUUGGCAAGGAGAUGGUCGACAAUGUCGUCGACCGCAUCCGCCGCGUUGCCGACAACUGCAAUGCCCUCCAGGGCUUCCUGAUCUUCCACUCCUUCGGUGGUGGUACUGGUUCUGGUUUCGGUGCUCUGCUCCUCGAGCGCCUCUCGACCGAGUACGGCAAGAAGAGCAAGCUCGAGUUCGCCGUCUACCCGGCGCCCCGUGUCUCGACCGCCGUCGUGGAGCCCUACAACGCCGUUCUGUCCACCCACAGCACCAUCGAGAACUCGGACUGUACCUUCUUGGUUGACAACGAGGCUGUCUACGACAUCUGCAAGCGCAACUUGGACAUCCCCCGUCCCAACUACGAGCACCUGAACCGCUUGAUCGCCCAGGUCGUCAGCUCCAUCACCUCGUCUCUGCGAUUCGAUGGUGCCCUGAACGUCGACUUGAACGAGUUCCAGACCAACCUUGUCCCCUACCCCCGUAUCCACUACCCCCUGAUCAGCUACGCUCCCGUUGUGUCGGCCGCCAAGAGCUCGCACGAGAGCUUCAAGGUUCACGACCUCACCUUCCAAUGCUUUGAGCCCAACAACCAGAUGGUUGUCUGUGACCCCCGCAAUGGAAAGUACAUGGCCGUUGCUCUGCUGUACCGUGGUGACGUCGUUCCCCGGGACUGCAGCGCCGCCAUUGCUGCUCUCAAGGCCAAGGCCUCGUUCAACCUUGUCGAGUGGUGCCCCACUGGUUUCAAGCUCGGCAUCAACUACCAGAAGCCCAUGGCCGUCCCUACCGCGUCGCCCUCGGAUGGCGGUCUGGCUUCGGUCGACCGCUCCGUGUCCAUGCUGUCCAACACCACCGCCAUCGCCGAGGCCUGGUCGCGUCUUGACCAGAAGUUCGACCUCAUGUACAGCAAGCGCGCCUUCGUCCACUGGUACGUCGGUGAGGGUAUGGAGGAGGGUGAAUUCUCCGAGGCGCGUGAGGAUCUUGCGGCUCUGGAGAAGGACUACGAGGAGGUUGCGGCCGACAGCUUCGAGCCCGAGGAGGAUGAUGCCGAGUACUAA
This is a messenger RNA of Neoarthrinium moseri, 1368 nucleotides long. RefSeq lists its product as uncharacterized. The transcript has 4 exons. Gene Ontology annotation, molecular function: GTP binding; structural constituent of cytoskeleton. The record is from RefSeq and is a predicted model, not a curated record. NCBI's taxonomy places the organism in Eukaryota, Fungi, Ascomycota, Sordariomycetes, Amphisphaeriales, Apiosporaceae. Gene Ontology annotation, cellular component: microtubule; cytoplasm. The coding region runs from base 1 to 1368 and encodes 455 amino acids. Gene Ontology annotation, biological process: microtubule cytoskeleton organization; mitotic cell cycle.